UCAGUUAACUCGGUAACAUUUCGCACCACAACACCGGAAGCAAAACAAAGUAUGUCAUAUGAUCUGUGUUUGUACCAGUUCGUAGUAUGUAGCUGUUCGGUGUGAAGUCAGUUAAAUAAAGAUACACAAAGUUGGGAACGGUCCAUAAAGACGGCAGAACCGUGUCCGCCAUGGCUGAUGAUUUGAAGAGAUACCUGUACAAACAGCUGCAGAGUGUUGAAGGUCUUCAUGCUAUCGUGGUGACAGACAGAGAUGGCGUCCCAGUUAUUAAAGUUGCCAAUGACAACGCCCCGGUCCACGCUCUGAGACCGGGCUUCCUGUCCACGUUCGCUCUGGCCACAGAUCAGGGCAGCAAGCUGGGCCUCUCCAAGAACAAGAGCAUUAUCUGCUACUACAACGCCUACCAGAUUGUGCAGUUCAACCGGUUACCUCUGGUCAUCAGCUUCAUUGCCAGCAGCAACGCCAACACAGGCCUCAUCAUGAGUCUGGAGAAGGAGCUGGCUCCACUUAUAGAGGAGCUGAGGCAGGUGGUGGAGGUGACAUAAAGUCAGUCUCACCUUGAUCACGGUCCACAGCAGGAACCUCCGGAUCACACCAAGCUCACUGAAUCUCUCUUUAACGGUGCAUUCAAGUCAUGUAGGGAAAUUUGACCAUUCUUCCAAGUAACAGAUUUUUUCCUGAAGUGAUUGGACUCUGUUUGUCUUUUUUUGAUUUUCUUUUCUGCCACUUUCUGUCUAGGUUUUCUUUAUCAGCAUUUUCACAGUUUAGACGAAGUUUAUGUUUAAUCAAAUAUCCAGAUGUCUGAAUAAAUGUUUCAUUUUCUGCA
Molecule: messenger RNA, 826 nt
Organism: Cheilinus undulatus (humphead wrasse)
Lineage: Eukaryota; Metazoa; Chordata; Actinopteri; Labriformes; Labridae
Gene: lamtor3
Product: late endosomal/lysosomal adaptor, MAPK and MTOR activator 3
Exons: 7
Coding region: 171-545 (124 amino acids)
Biological process (GO): positive regulation of TOR signaling; cellular response to amino acid stimulus
Cellular component (GO): Ragulator complex
Source: RefSeq, a predicted model, not a curated record